GUGAAGUAUGAUGGAGCCAAGAAGCAAAAUGAGAAUCUCUUUCUUCAUUGUUAUGUUCAUACUACAAUCGCGCAUGUUACCUUUUUCACAUUCGAAGUCAAUCGUGAAAAACCUCCCUGGCUUUUCAGACGAGCUUCCAUUUACACUUGAAACCGGUUAUGUUGGAGUCGGAAAAGACGAAGAAGUGCAAUUAUUUUACUACUUUGUGGAGUCUCAAAGAAAUCCGCAGAAAGAUCCGUUGCUCCUUUUUCUCACCGGUGGUCCCGGAACUUCCGGCCUUCUUGCCUUCCUCUUUCAACUGGGCCCACUUAAAUUCAGAUAUGCGGAUGCAAGGAGAAGUAAAGUAAAUUUGGAUGUGAACCCAUAUUCAUGGACAAAGACAGCUAACAUCAUAUUCAUAGAUCAACCUGCUGGUGCUGGAUUUUCAUAUGCUAAAACAUGGGAAUCAUCAAGGAGUAGUGAUUCUCUUGUGAUUACUAAUGUGUAUGCUUUUAUAAGACGGUGGCUCAUGGAUCAUCCGAAGUUUCUCAGCAAUCCAUUGUACAUUACGGGGAGUUCUUAUAUGGGAAUUAUCAUUCCAAAUGUCGUUUUAAAAAUAUACAAUGGUAAUGAACAAAGCAUUCAACCAAGAUUAAACAUCAAGGGUUUCUUGAUUGUGAACCCUCUUACGGAUAAAUUCAUAAAUUUCAAUACACGAGUUGAAUUUGCUUAUCGAGUUGGGCUUAUAGAAGAUGAACUCUACAAGCCAGCGAAAAAAAACUGUGGAGGUAAAUACGUAUACGUCGAUCCAAACAACACAUUGUGUUUGAAUAGUCUUCAGCCCUUGAAUGAGUGUCUAUCUCGAAUUAACGUAAAUAACAUCUUAGAUCCCCUUUGCGAUGCACAAGCUCCAAAAUCCAUCUGUCCAGAAUCCAUUUAUUCUUAUUCUAAUAUUUGGGCAAACACAAAAGAAGUCCGACAAGCUCUACACAUUCGUGAGGGUACAGUGGAUAAAUGGCAAUAUAGGAACACAAGCAUUCAUGCUUUAUUGGGGAAAAACGACACCGUAGUUUACUCCUACAAUAUCUUCAGCAGUGUAGCCUCCCAUAAGCAACUUACUACCAAAAACUGUUAUGCUUUGAUUAUCAAUGGUGAUCAUGACAUGACGUUUCCAUAUAUGGGCACGAAGCAAUGGAUCAAUAGUCUUAAUCUUAAAACUGAAACCACAUGGAAACCAUGGUUUGUUAGCAGUCAAGUUGCAGGGUAUCAGAAGACAUACUCAAAACACAAAUACUCUUUGAAAUAUGCGACUGUUAAGGGUGCGGGUCAUUCAGUGGCAUUGUACAAGCCGGAAGAAUCUAUGGUGCUUAUAGAAACAUGGCUUGCUUCUCAUUCCAAUUCUACAAAAUAAACUUUGCUAGCUAGGCUCUUUAAAUAAUUAACAACGUUUAGUUUGUUAUUUAUUUAUUGGACUUUUUAUGUAUCAUGCAUUGUUUCACUCUCUCUAUGUAUAAUGUAUCAUAGUUGUUGGCUGACAUUUCAAGACAUGAAAAUCAAUAAAAUAUGAUUUAAACUUUGGAAUA
Messenger RNA from Lactuca saligna, 1562 nucleotides. The record is from the annotation of a GenBank genome assembly. Lineage: Eukaryota; Viridiplantae; Streptophyta; Magnoliopsida; Asterales; Asteraceae.